AUGGGACUGGAGGACGAGCAAAAGAUGCUUACCGAAUCCGGAGAUCCUGAGGAGGAGGAAGAGGAAGAGGAGGAAUUAGUGGAUCCCCUAACAACAGUGAGAGAGCAAUGCGAGCAGUUGGAGAAAUGUGUAAAGGCCCGGGAGCGGCUAGAGCUCUAUGAUGAGCAUGUAUCCUCUCGAUCACAUACAGAAGAGGAUUGCACGGAGGAGCUCUUUGACUUCUUGCAUGCAAAGGACCAUUGCGUGGCCCACAAACUCUUUAACAACUUGAAAUAA
Messenger RNA from Homo sapiens (human), 276 nucleotides. It is a transcript of the gene UQCRHL, whose product is annotated as ubiquinol-cytochrome c reductase hinge protein like. The record is from RefSeq and is marked validated. Gene Ontology annotation, biological process: mitochondrial electron transport, ubiquinol to cytochrome c. The transcript has a single exon. The coding region runs from base 1 to 276 and encodes 91 amino acids. Lineage: Eukaryota; Metazoa; Chordata; Mammalia; Primates; Hominidae. Gene Ontology annotation, cellular component: respiratory chain complex III; mitochondrial inner membrane.